Sycon ciliatum is the source of this 1730-nucleotide messenger RNA. RefSeq lists its product as uncharacterized. The transcript is spliced from 2 exons. NCBI's taxonomy places the organism in Eukaryota, Metazoa, Porifera, Calcarea, Leucosolenida, Sycettidae. The record is from RefSeq and is a predicted model, not a curated record. The coding region runs from base 147 to 1115 and encodes 322 amino acids.
ACGAUCUUCAGGCAACGAACCUGUUAGAAGUAUUGCCUGAGGACUGCUGUUGCGCGAGACUGUUUCUUCGUUCCAUCUUAUGUGAAAUCAACUCAUAAAUUGUGGAGAGAGCGCCAGGAAGAGUUUUCGAAUGACAUGUCGUCGCAAUGACUCUUGGACACCAGUGUUUAUUUCGCAGAGCCAUUCGUUUUCCUAUUCUGUCUAUCUUGCAACUAGUAGUGGUAGGUCUUAGGCCUUUCUGGUCGGUUACUGUUCUAGCUGAAUGUUACUGCUCUCCGCUGUUGUCUUGCGAUCGCGGGUCCCCAGUGGAGUGCCUGCACGGUGAGUGUGCGUGGCAGAUGUCCGCCCGUUCUCCCAUGGAAGUGGUUUGCAACAACAGAAAAGCCGACACGCUGAUGGUUGUGGGAAUCAGUACACUGCUGUUCGGCAUAGCCGCCGUCACUGUGGGAACCACGGCUGACACGCGAGGACUGGCCGAUGCCGGGAUUGCUGUGUGCGGCUGGGGAGCCUUCUUUACGGGCCUAGGGCUGGGCGUGGCCUGCACCAUACAUAGUGUGGAGUGGCGAGAGUACAGAACGCGCCUGGAUCGCCUCGACCUGGAGACGCGCGUGCGCCUGAGACAGGAGACGAUGACGAUGGGCGCCUGGCCGGGACCGGACGUGCCGGCCGUUGCGCAGCCUGCCGGUGCGCAGUCGCCAUGGCAACAAGCCUAUCCGCUGUACCCGACUAGAUCGCCCGUAAGCCUGGAGCCGCAGUCCGGCCGAGCUGCGUAUGCGCCCUCACACCCAGGCAGUAGCAGAGGUGCGGAAGGGCCAGUGGUAGCACAGGCACAAGCAGCAGCGGCGGCGACGGGCGCGGAUGAUGAGUACAACUACAUCGACGUAGCCGAGGAUAAGCUACGCUCUCAGCCGGCUGCCAGUACAACAACACGGAACGUACCAGCAGCAGCAGCGGCGCCAUUGUUUGGCUCACGUGCGGAGCCCGUCGUUACUCGACAACUCCCCAAGUCCAGUUUUAGACAUGAGAAUUACCAGACCGCAAGCACUAUCUCCAGCAACUCCAGUUCAUCGGAGACCGCGUCGAUCGCGUCUCAUCUGGAAAUGAUCCCAGCUUAGGACUGAUCCUGCUGCUCGUCAUUGCAGAGACUGUUUAUGUGUCACGCUAUCAAUCGAGUCGUGGCCAGCCCCUUACCUGUACAUGUGUAUCUCUGGCCCAAACUCCAACUCAGGGCCUUUCACGAGACAAGGAAACGUUUGGCAAAUGUUUCGAAACUGGCCUUUCAUUUCAAGCAUAAUUCACCGCUUGAACACUGGUGCUUUUUAGAGUAAUGCAUCUUCCACGAGAAUUAUUUUUUUGUGUCCAAUUUUGUCUCUAAUACCUUCGCGAUUUCACCUGGUAAAUUUCGCCAAAUUCCCUGCUGAUUUUUGUAUUGAUUCGGCAUGUUUCCUACGUAGACUCGGCAAUGGACUGUAAUGUUGUUAGUAUCCUUUGUUAUUGUGGGCGCCCUGUACGGCAAACACUGAUAAUAAUGAACCUAUAACCUAAGAUUAGUUUUGAAUGAAUUUCCCUUGAUACCAUUACCAAAACCAGAGCUAGCUGUUACUUACUUGACGAACUGAGAAUCAUGACGUAACUGUCGUUUACCUCUUGCAUAAGAAGUGUUGAUGUCAUUUACGCGUACAGGUGGAAUCCUGAUACAGUGUAAUUCGAACCUCCAAAUGCCAGCAAAA